Molecule: messenger RNA, 3403 nt
Organism: Oncorhynchus mykiss (rainbow trout)
Lineage: Eukaryota; Metazoa; Chordata; Actinopteri; Salmoniformes; Salmonidae
Source: RefSeq, a predicted model, not a curated record
GGUAUGAGAGAAGCACAUUCUCUGACGAAACAUCUUUACGACAUUCAAAGUAAACACAAACUGCUUUACAGCAGCACUAAACAUGGUGUCCCAAUUUAGCGGUGUUUUGCAGUUGACAGAUCUAGAUGAUUUUAUCACUCCUUCCCAGGAAUGUGUGAAACCAGUCAAGGUGGAGAAGAAGCAAGGCCGAUCUGUGGCUAAAAUUCAAAUAGAAGAUGAUGGGAGCUAUUUCCAGGUUAAACAGGAUGGUGGAAAGCAGAAGCUGGAGAAAGCUAAGAUCACUCUGAAUGACUGCCUGGCCUGCAGUGGCUGCAUCACCUCAGCUGAGAGUGUCCUUAUCACACAGCAGAGUCAUGAAGAGAUUUACAGGGUGCUACGCAGCAACAAGCAGGCAGGUGUAGCAGAGCAGAAGGUGGUGGUGGUGUCUGUGUCCCCACAGUCCAGAGCCUCCCUGGCAGCACGCUACGGCCUGAGCAGCAGUGAGGCAGGCAGGAGGCUCACCGCCUUCUUCAAGGGUCUGGGGGUUCACCACGUGUUUGACACCAGCUUCAGCAGGACCUUCAGCCUGUUGGAGAGUCAGAAAGAGUUUGUGGAGCGGUUCCAUCGGAAGGAGCAAGACAAGCAGGCCCUGCCCAUGCUAGCCUCUGCCUGCCCAGGUUGGAUCUGCUAUGCAGAGAAAACCCAUGGAGAGUUCAUCCUGCCCUACGUCAGCUCCACCCGCUCCCCACAGCAGAUGAUGGGCUCUCUGGUGAAGGGCUUCUUCGCUGGCCAGCAGGGCCUGAACCCACAGCAGAUCUACCAUGUGACUGUGAUGCCCUGCUAUGAUAAGAAACUGGAGGCCUCCAGGCCUGACUUCUACCUGGAGGAGGCUGACACCAGAGAGGUGGACUGUGUCAUCACUUCAGGAGAAGUUCUGAAGAUGCUAGAGGAAGAGAAAGUGUUGCUCAGCGAUGUGGAGCCAGCCCCAUUAGAUACAAUGUUCAGCAGUGUGUGUGGUGAUGAGUUGCUGGGCCAUGCAGGGAGCGGUUCAGGAGGAUACCUCCAUCACGUGUUCACACACGCUGCCAGACAGCUGUUUGGAGAGGAGGUGAAGGAGCUCACCUACAAGACACUCAAGAACAAGGACUUCCAGGAGGUGACCCUGGAAAGGGACGGUGUGGUCGUGCUGCGUUUCGCCACAACCUACGGUUUCCGCAACAUCCAGAACCUGGUGCAGAAACUCAAGAGGGGAAAGUCACCCUACCACUUCGUAGAGGUCAUGGCCUGUCCGUCAGGUUGUCUGAAUGGGGGAGGCCAGGUGAAGCCCUUACCAGAGCAGAACAACAAGGAGUUGCUGCAGCAGGUGGAGGAUCUGUACAAGGAGGAGCGCCCUCUAGUGCCAGAGGAGGACCAGCACGUGGCAGAGCUUUACCAGUCCUGGCUACAGAGUGUAGGAGAGGAGAGAGCCAGGGAGCUGCUGCACACACAGUACCAUGCAGUGGACAAGGCCACCAACGGACUCCUUGUCAAAUGGUGAAGGAGAGGGUGAAAGGAUGUUGAAGGGUUUCUGUAAGUGAAUGGUCUGUCCUCAAGUGUCAGGGUGCAUCUCAAUAGUCUAAAGUAGCCCUCUCUGUUUCAUCUCCAUUGAGUUUAACACAGGUUAGGUGGAAGCAACAUGGCCGGUUCUUGUUGGGUAUUUUCACCUGUCUUAGUUCUUUAAUAUCAGUAGAAAUAAAGAAAGGCAUGAUGCACAUACAUUUUGUCUAUUGAGAUGCAUCCCUAUUCUAGGAUUAUUUGAACCAUUUGAGUGAAGUCACACAACUUGACCUUGGAUUAAUGUUUAUGCUCCAUCUGUACUGGAUGACUGAAUUUAGCACUUUCCUUCACCGUCUCUUUGUCUCUCUCCUCUACCGUCUCUUUGUCUCUCUCCUCUACCGUCUCUUUGUCUCUCUCCUCUACCGUCUCUCUCCUCUACCGUCUCUUUGUCUCUCUCCUCUACCGUCUCUUUGUCUCUCUCCUCUACCGUCUUUGUCUCUCUCCUCUCUCUGCUUUUAAGUUCCCCCCAUUUCUUUUCUCUGUCUAUCCAUCCCUCUAUCCUUCUGUCUGUGCUUUAAAGGACUGUCUGUCAGAUCAAAUAGAGCAUUAUCGCCAAGUGCUUAAUUACUGUGGUGGCCUGUCAUUUAUUUAUUUGAAAAUAAAAGAGAGCCAGCCGCACACUCUAGGAGCUCAGAUGCAAAAAUUUUAUGAAGACAGCUUGGUUGUCGAAAUGUUGGUAAUUCAAUUUUUGCAUCUGAGCUCCUAGAGUGUGCGGCUCUCUUUUCAAGUUUUCUACUCCGCUAGCCAGCACCUAGCCAGCACCUUGCCUAAAUAGGUGUGUUUAUUUUUCUUCUAGAUCUGUCAUUUAUUUAUACCAACAUAAAGCCUGUAUACAUUCAGGCUAUAGAUUGUAUACGCACAAGCUAAUUCAUACCAGACCACUACUACAUUUAAGUGUGCACUAAUUAUGAAUACAGCAGCAAAUUCUGUUAUUUCUCUUGUAUGCACUGAAAAGGAUUUGGACUCUUGAAAUGUUUUCUGAUGGAAUUCUAAAGAAAUAUUUUAGUUUAAAUGUAUAUCAUUUCUGCCUUAUUUAUAAUGAAUCUAUGAUACAUAUUUUGCAUAUUAAAAUGUUAGUCUAACUUUCAAGUACGUUAUUCACCAUGUACCAGCAGUCAUUGAUAUACAUACUGACACGAUACUAAGGAACAGUUUUAGCUGUAGAAAUAAGCAUACACUUUCAAUAUUUACAUUCAUGUUUUCAGUGUUUUCUUCCUUUGUAUGGCAUGGUGAGAACGAGGUACAUACCUUCAUACGGUAUGCUGUCAGUUAAGCAGCUAGGUUCAACCAUUUAAUAUGGACUAAGUAAUAUUAGCAAUGUCAAAAUAUAUUGGUUAUAUAUUAAACUAAAUGUUUAGCAGCUCUUGUUAUAGAUGUGGUGAAAUGUUAAUACAGAAUGUCAAGCAAACAUCACCGUUUUACCCUAAGAAUUCUGCAAGCGGGUAAUAGUCAUUAGGGAUAUGAAUCUCUCACAAAUAUGAAAUGAAUUGUUAGGCCAACAAUAGAAACAAUCUGCUUUAUUGCUUUUUCUGUGAAGGAGACAAUGGAGCUUUUAGUAAAACCUAUGUAUCACCAACUUCACAUUGGCACUCAAAGACUGAUGUGUGUAUGCAUAUAUAAUGGAGCUUUUGAUUAUCAAUGAGCUUAAGUUGUCUUAUUUUCUAUAGUAUGAGAGAUGUUUGGAAGCGCUUCAGUCUUGAUUUUCUAAAUGUCCAGCAAUCACACUAAAGUAGCCCUGGCUUCUCUAAAGGGACUAUACCCCAAACCUCGGAAAUAUUGUUGAGUGAAUAUACCAUAUUAAAAUAAUAAAACACUUGAUAAGAAACCU